UAAUAAUCGACUUGAAUAUACAUGGGUUUGGAAAUAUGGAAUAAAGUGGUAGAAUAAACAAACACCACAAUGACAUUGAGUAACAUUUAUUUCAUUAUAUCUUCAUCUCUGAUGCUUAAAGUAGCAGCUCAAACACCAUUAGAAAGAUGCCAUUUCCAAGAGGGAAGCAAUUGUUGCAGAUUUGAGGUUAAACAUGACCGUGCCGGGAGACCACGGGAUGAUAGCGUACUGGGACGUCAAGAGCAGCUAUGUCCAACGGGCCAGGCAUGGGAUGAUGAUAUAUGUGAAUGUGCUCUGCAUGUCCCUGGUUGUGACCCUGCAAUUGAUUGUUCAAUUGAUCAACCAAAUAUUUCGAAUUCAAACACAACACCUCUGAUACCAAUUGACGUCCCACGAUGUCCUGAUGACUUGGGUAUCGAUGAAUGUUGUUUAGAAGAGCUUGUCCAGGUCUAUGGUGUGGUGAAUAAUACCAACAGUACCAGUUACUGGAUCAACAGAGACUACUCCAAGUUCAACACAUGCCCCUCUGGUCAGAUAUUUAACCUCUCAUCGUGUUGUUGUGAGGGAGAUUUACAUGAACCUAGGAUCAGAUAUUGCAAGUACUGGCCAUUUGAUGAAGAAUAUGGAACACGCGACAUAUAUCAAGACACUGCUACACUGAAUAGGGGCGCAAGACUGGGCGAAGGGCAUAAUAACAAAAAUGGGUUAUUCAUUCCAAAGAAAAGAGCUAUGAAAAUUUACCAUUAUGUGGGUACCCCAUUCAGGAUAGAUGGUACAUUCAGUGUCUCAUUCUGGGUCAAAACCUCUGCAAGUGACAGCGCAAAUGGAACUGUGAUAUUAAGUAACGGUGACAGUAGGAUUCAACCAUCUAUGAUAUUCUUCACCUACGGAAAUACAGUGUCUGGUGGCAUCUAUACUCAAUCUGAAAAAGCCUCGAGCAAUCCUGUGCCAACAGCUGACUUUCUGUUUCAGGAUUUGGAUGGAGACGGCUGGCAUUUUAUAGCGUUUGUGUAUGAAGACCCUAACACACAUCUAUACACUGAUGACACAGUGACAUCUUUUACACAACAGAGUGGAAAAAUUGUGCGCAAUCGCUGUUUAAUUUUGGCAGGCGGAAGCAACACGUAUCAAUUAAAUUUGGACGAGCUUGUAUUCUGUGACUUUGCGUUUAAUGGUACUGAUGUGGAUCAACUAAGAGAUCAUGGCAAAAUUCCCACAAAAAACAGUAUAGAAGUUUAGAAGGAACUAUUAAGAUCUGAAUUAAACAUACUUCGAACCCUAUCAUAGGGGUGGACUAUGUUUGAAUGGUUGCACAAUUAGUAAACAGGGGAGUUCCCCCUGGGUGUUGCCAGGAUCUAAUAUAAAGCGAGAAAAUGAAUAAUAUGGGCGGGGGGUUUGGGCUUUAUGUCCACAGUUUAAGUUUUAAACUUCUAAAAGAUAUUUUUAUAAAUUUUUAAUUAAAUAGUUGCAUCGCAUACCUCAAGCCUGGCUACGCCCAUGAAGAUCUAGUCGUUCAUGAUUCUCACUUAAAGAUUCGACUACAGAUUUUAGAUAUUACAUAUAUUCCAAGAAGUGAUAUAACUAUUGUAAUAGUGACAUACGUAUUUGAAAUAAAAUUCAGAUUGUUCAAUAGAAAA
Molecule: messenger RNA, 1637 nt
Organism: Owenia fusiformis
Lineage: Eukaryota; Metazoa; Annelida; Polychaeta; Sabellida; Oweniidae
Source: the annotation of a GenBank genome assembly